GGUCACCGCGUCCGCGGACAGCACCGCAAGGGUGUACGACGUGAUGACGGGCUCCUGCAUAGCGAUCCUGAUCGGCCACGAGGGCGAGAUCUCGAAGGUGCAGUUCAGCCCCAACGGCGCCAAGAUCAUCACGGCCUCCAGCGACAGGACGUGCCGGCUCUGGGCGGUGGAGACUGGCGAGUGCCUGCAGGUGCUCGAGGGCCACAGCGACGAGAUCUUCUCCUGCGCCUUCAACUACGAGGGCGACACCAUCAUCACUGGCUCAAAGGAUAACACUUGCCGCAUAUGGAAGGACAACUCUAACGAUUUGAUGGACGACGAUGAGCAAGACAGCUAAUACUUGUGGAAGGAGGCAAACGGUACAGUUCAUGUGGUGUGAGCUUCUCUAUCUGCGUUGCAUGUUUUCAAUUCCUGUAGUCUGCAACUGUGCAUUCCUUGCCUGGUCUUAGUGUGUCCUGUGACCUCCUUUUCUUUGCCUCCUCUUCUUUCUCUUUCUCUCACUCCGCCUCCCUUUCUUCACUCUCCUGGAACCCCUCCCUCCCUCACCCCCUCUCUGCUCAUCCCCCCCCCUUUCAUGCUGUGGCUCGGCCGGCGGCGGCCGCUGCUGGACCCCUGGCGGCCGCGGCGCGGGGCGCCAGCCCCCUGGAUGCAAA
Prorocentrum cordatum is the source of this 653-nucleotide messenger RNA. Lineage: Eukaryota; Dinophyceae; Prorocentrales; Prorocentraceae. The record is from the annotation of a GenBank genome assembly.